GAAACACCGUCGGAGGAGGAUCUUGCACGCGCGCGCAUUCCUGGUCCUUUUGUUGUUUGCUUUCCGACUGACUGACGACUGAGACCCGAGACACCAUGUCCGUCGGCACCGUCUCCUUCAGCAGGCCGUCGCUGAGCAUCCGGAACAGCAUCAACGCCCCCAUUCUCUCUGACGCGGACAUGGACGGCGCGCCGACCCUCCGGAAGGUGUCCAUCCUGGCCCUCUCCGUCACCAUCAUGCUGGACGCGCUGAAGGAGGAGUACGGGCUGGGGAGGAGCUUCAGCGACGACCAAGCGGGGAUCUACCGCUCGCUGGAGGACCGGGUCUCCAGCUUGACGGGGCUGGACGGGCGCGGGUGCCUGCUGCGCUUCGUGUGCGAGCUGCAGGGCUUCCCCAUCAGGGACUGGACCAUCGCGGGCGAGGUCAUCGCCUCGGUGUUCACGCCUCGUGAGGGCAAAAACGAGCUCCUGCAGGAGUACCGGGAGGCGCAGUGGGCGGGGCAGCAGCGAGGGAUUCCUUCUUCCUCCGCCUGCGAGGCCUACGCCCUCCGCUGCCCCUUCAGCGUCUUCAACUACUUCAACCCUGAGGGCCAGCUGGGACUCGGCGCCGAAAGCCUCGACAACUUCCUGUGAAUGCCGAUGGAAAGGAGAGGGAGGAGGACGAGGACAGGGAGAGAGAGAGAAAAACUGUGUCUAUUUAUUUUUAUUUAUUCUUACACGUUUGUCACUUGUAUGAAAAAUAAAACAUGCAAGCAUUUAUCCCAGUGACUCUUUGUCUGUUUACACUCGAGAGAAAGGACAGACAGACAGACAGAC
Messenger RNA from Penaeus monodon (black tiger shrimp), 815 nucleotides. RefSeq lists its product as uncharacterized. The transcript is spliced from 4 exons. NCBI's taxonomy places the organism in Eukaryota, Metazoa, Arthropoda, Malacostraca, Decapoda, Penaeidae. Bases 96 to 632 code for a protein of 178 amino acids. The record is from RefSeq and is a predicted model, not a curated record.